Molecule: messenger RNA, 1601 nt
Organism: Panicum virgatum (switchgrass)
Lineage: Eukaryota; Viridiplantae; Streptophyta; Magnoliopsida; Poales; Poaceae
Product: cysteine-rich receptor-like protein kinase 10
Exons: 5
Coding region: 243-1340 (365 amino acids)
Biological process (GO): protein phosphorylation
Molecular function (GO): protein kinase activity; ATP binding
Source: RefSeq, a predicted model, not a curated record
AAACCAGUAGGAUUUUCCAUUGGGAUGUGCUACCUAUAACUCUGUGAAGGGAUAUAUAUUUAAAUUUGAAUAUAUACCUCAGCAAGUCACAUGACGAUAAAUUUUCAAUUGGCAUCCUAGGUUUUCAUGGGACAAUUUUUUUGACAAACAUUUUGCGAGAAGAUAUAUUCUAAAAAAUGUGAAUUUUACUUUGUUGUCAAUCUAUCUUCUAGUCAUGCUUGUGUGUCUCUUGAUUGUAAAACAUGACAGACAAUAAUAACGAUGAAGAGGACAUUAGCUACAUUGAGCUGGACCAGUUUAACCUACCAGCCGUGGUAGCUGCAACAGAUAACUUCGCAAAAGAUAAUAAACUUGGGGAAGGAGGUUUCGGUGAAGUUUUUAAGGGUAUAUUACCAGACGGCGAAGUGAUAGCAGUGAAGAGGCUUUCGAAGCACUCCUCCCAAGGGUUUCACGAGCUCAAGAAUGAACUCAUGUUGGUUGCCAAGCUGAAGCACAAGAACCUGGUGCGCCUCAUGGGUGCGUGCCUGCAUGAAGAAAAGUUGCUCGUCUACGAGUACAUGCCCAACAAAAGUCUAGAUACCAUCAUCUUUGAUCCAUUGAAAAGACAUCAGCUGGAUUGGAGCAAAAGAUUCAUGAUCAUCUUCGGGAUUGCACGGGGACUUCUUUAUCUCCACGAGGAGUCUUGUCUAAAGGUCAUCCACAGGGAUCUAAAACCAAGUAAUGUGUUACUGGAUGCAGAUAUGAACCCAAAGAUCUCUGACUUUGGUCUUGCAAGAGCUUUUGUUAGAGACCAAUCCAGAGAUGUAACCCUACGGCCUGUCGGGACCCUCGGAUACAUGUCCCCAGAGUACGCCUACCUCGGGUAUGUCUCCACCAAGUCUGACAUGUUUAGCUUCGGCGUCAUCGUCCUGGAGACGGUAACCGGGCGGAGGAGCAACAGCAUGUCAGAAUGCCCGGACUACUCGACGCCCCUUCUGAGCUAUGUGUGGGGGAAGUGGAAGAUGGGGUCUGCAACUGAUGUGGUGGACGCGUCGCUGAGCGAGUACCCUGAAAGCGAGGUCCUCAACUGCAUUGAGAUCGGACUCCUGUGUGUCCAGGAGAACCCCGAAGACAGGCCGGACGCCUCCACGGUGGUUCUGAUGCUCAGCAGCCCGACCUCCACGCCAGAUGAAGGGCGGCGUGCGCCUACUAGGCCGGCCUUCUUCUUUGGAUCUGAUGAUAGUGCCGCAACAAGGCGCGUGCCACCCGGCUCGACCUCUACCACCACUUGGAUCGGCAUCAAUCAACCACCGCCGGUAUCCAAGAAUGGUGUGACCAUUUCGGAGCUUCAGCCCAGAUAGAAGGUAGACAGCAAGAGAAAGAGAGGCAGGCUGCAAAGCUGACACGCCGGCCAUGCGCGCAUGCACCAACGUUAUGGAUAUCUGUAGAGUCCACUUGUAUAUAUGGCAAGCAUAUAUUGAGAUAUGUAGAGUCCACUUGAAUAUAUAUGGCAAGCAUAUAUUGAGAUAUGUAGAGUCCACUUGUAUAUAUAUGGCAAGCAUAUAUUGAGAUAUGAACCGUGUGAACAGGAAUUAUAUGUGUUAUAUCAAAUUCGUUAAAUC